Messenger RNA from Fulvia fulva, 978 nucleotides. Its product is annotated as Negative regulator of the PHO system. Gene Ontology annotation, biological process: protein phosphorylation. Gene Ontology annotation, cellular component: nucleus; cytoplasm. The record is from RefSeq and is a predicted model, not a curated record. Gene Ontology annotation, molecular function: ATP binding; cyclin-dependent protein serine/threonine kinase activity. The transcript has a single exon. Lineage: Eukaryota; Fungi; Ascomycota; Dothideomycetes; Mycosphaerellales; Mycosphaerellaceae. The coding region runs from base 1 to 978 and encodes 325 amino acids.
AUGGACAAGCGCCACCCCUCCAGCUUCCAGCAGCUGGAAAAGCUGGGCGAGGGCACCUACGCUACCGUCUUCAAAGGCCGCAAUGGCCAGACCGGCCAAUUCGUCGCUCUCAAGGAGAUCCACCUCGACAGUGAGGAGGGCACGCCCAGCACCGCCAUCCGCGAGAUUUCGCUCAUGAAGGAGCUCAAGCACGAGAACAUUGUCAGCCUGUACGAUGUCAUACACACCGAGAACAAGCUCAUGCUGGUCUUCGAGUACAUGGACAAAGAUCUCAAGAAGUACAUGGACAGCUACACGAAUCCUGUCGGGGGUGCACGCGGCGCCCUGGAUGCCGCCACUAUCAAGAGCUUCAUGUGGCAGCUGCUGCGCGGCAUUGCAUUCUGCCACGAGAACCGAGUGCUCCACCGUGACCUCAAACCUCAGAAUCUGCUCAUCAAUGCCCAGGGACAGCUGAAGUUGGGCGAUUUUGGAUUGGCGCGCGCUUUCGGCAUCCCUGUGAACACUUUCUCGAACGAGGUGGUUACCCUUUGGUAUCGUGCGCCGGACGUCCUGCUUGGCAGCAGGACAUACAAUACAAGUAUCGACAUCUGGAGCGCUGGCUGUAUCAUGGCGGAAAUGUUUACUGGCCGACCUCUGUUUCCUGGUACCACCAACGAGGAUCAGCUGCUCAAGAUCUUCCGCCUUAUGGGCACCCCUUCCGAACGCAGUUGGCCAGGUAUCAGCAGCUUCCCCGAGUACAAGCAGACAUGGCCAGUCUAUGCGACCCAGGAACUGCGCGCCUAUCUGCCUCAAGUCGACUCACUGGGACUACAACUGCUUGGCCAGCUGCUACAGUUGCGUCCAGAAAUGCGAUGCAGCGCACAGCAGGCUCUGGCGCAUCCGUGGUUCGCAGAGCUGAAUGCACGUUCACAACAAGCUGCCCAGGGUGGCUUCACACAGCCGCAAGGAAUGGCCGUGUCACAGCAGCGUGCCUACUAG